Molecule: messenger RNA, 2696 nt
Organism: Ylistrum balloti
Lineage: Eukaryota; Metazoa; Mollusca; Bivalvia; Pectinida; Pectinidae
Product: dachshund homolog 1-like
Exons: 10
Coding region: 204-1910 (568 amino acids)
Source: RefSeq, a predicted model, not a curated record
GUCGCCACGGUUAGAGUCUUUACGAUUGAUUCAGUUGAGGUAAUAAUAGCGGAUCAUUUCCAUCCGGUUGGGAUCUCUACAUUGAAGUGACAGGACUAUUGAAUCAAUUCUUCAAAAAAUAUUUUCCGUUGAAGGAUAUAUAUACAGUUGUAAAGAGAAAGCAGCAUUUUAUAUUUCCAAGCAGUCGAUAGUAGAAGGUGUACAUGCAUACUAUCGGCUCAGACUACAUGGAGUCUCCACUCGGACAUUUGAAAGGCGAUUCCUAUCCCUCACCCCCUCGGGCCCACUCUAGCCCUGGACCUACCCCCGGGACGAUCAGCCUCACACACGGGAUGAUUCCAACGGUUAAUCACAACAAUAGUUUACUGAGUAAACUACACAAAGCUACUACUUACAGCUCGCCACCGCCCAUAGCUUGUAAUCCUGACAACAAUAUUUGUAAAUUAAUUGAAUAUAGAAAUGCAAAAGUUGCAGCAUUUGUGGUGGACGGCAGGGAACUUAUCUGUCUGCCCCAGGCAUUUGAACUUUUCCUGAAACAUCUUGUGGGAGGACUUCACACAGUCUACACAAAACUCAAACGACUGGACAUUCUACCCGUGGUCUGCAAUGUCGAACAGGUGCGAAUUCUCCGGGGGUUGGGCUCCAUCCAACCUGGCGUCAACCGAUGUAAGCUGAUCUCGUGUAAAGAAUUCGACAUCCUCUAUGACGAUUGCACAAAUUCCAAUGCCCGACCUGGUCGUCCUCCCAAGAGGAACCCACACAUCCAUGCCAGCCCAGAAACUCUGGAGAAACUGAAAAAGAGUCGUCUGGAUGGUGAUCACUUCCAGUAUGACCCAAGACUAUAUGGUCUUUCAAAUUUACUUACAGACCGGAAGUCUUUAUUCAACGGAUUUGCCCACCAUCCCUAUGCCAUGGGACCACUGCCAUUUAUGCCCCUGAACCAUCCCAUGAUUUCUCCACCAACCUCAAUUGCUAUGGCAACCCAUCUUGGCCUUCGACCUGAUGGUUCCAUUAUCAAGGACAGGUCAAGUUCGGAAUCUGACCUCAUGUCACCAAGAUCUAGAGAUGAACGUCUGGAAGCUGCCAUGAAGAUGGGUCGUGUGUCUCCUCACUAUGACUCGGAGAGAUUGCACCGCACCUCGGAAUAUGACAACAACAAACCUCUGAACCUUCACAUUAAUGGACACACGAAGGACAUUAGCAACAGGUUCUCCAAUGGCAAGAGUGAUGAGGAUGAAGAUGAUGACGACAGGCUAUCUGACGAAAGAGAUGAUGACUUGGAUGACAGCAUGGACCCUAGUGAGUCGGGCAACAACAGUGAUAUUGGGGAAAAGCAUACAGCCCCUCCCACCACCUUCCCUACAGAACUCCUCAAUGGGGAAACACCCUCCAUCUCCUCAAUAGAAACCCUCCUCCUCAACAUCCAAGGACUCCUCAAGGUUGCAGCAGAAAACGCCCGCCACCAUGAAAGGCAGCUUAGCUACGAAAAAGCUGAGCUGAAGAUGGAGCUGAUCAGAGAGAAAGAAGUUCGUGAGAGUCUGGAGAAACAGCUGUCUGCUGAACAGAGAAGCAAAGUUAUGCUUCUGAAGAGGAUAAAGAAGGAGAAGAAGAUCCGAAGGAAACUUCAGGAACAACAGCUGAUGGACAUGUCACUUGAGCAGCAGAUAAAACCCUCACACAGCCCCAACACGGCCAGUGUACCAAGUCCCGACUCUGUAAAAAACAACAAUGAAUCUGCAAGUGAAAAAGAAGUUGAGAAGGAGAUACCUAAUGAGGCUAUGGACAGGCGAAUGAGCUGUAGUACAGAAUCCCAAGAACGCCCAAGCCACCUGUUUGAGAACUACCUUUCACACAGCAGCAAUAACACCAGUAGGUUUCCAUACUUACCGAUGGUGAAGGAUGUACAAUAGGCCUGUGGCCCCAACAGACCUCCAUACUUUUUAUCUUACCAUAUUGGAAUAAAUGAUCUCAGACGCAUAGAUGAGUGGGAAGAUGUGAAGAAAGAAUGAAUUUUAAUGUUGUAAGGGAUCUAAAAAUCUGCCACAGUAAAACAAAUGUCUUGAAAUGAAACAUUGAAGACAAAGAUUGUGUUCCAGUCUAUCGAAGAACUUGAUGUGGAAAGUUUAAGCCAAUUCAUUGUCUGUUGAUAUGACAUCUGUUGGCUUUAUUAAGGAUAUACAUUAUUAGGGAUUCAAAGACACAAAAAAUCAAAACCUUGAACAAGAAUUCAAGGGGAAGUUUGAUUGGACAAUUCAAAACCAUUUUAACCAUUCAGAAUCCUUGACAGAAAUACAGGUACAGAUAUAAAAAUCCUGAUUGAUCAGUCAGUUCAUUGUGUAACAUGUUUUAGUUAAAAAUAAAUCAAAGUGUUUAUAUGUUAAGUUAAAUAUAUUUGAUCUAGGAGAUUUUUCUACUCAAUUAGUUACUAUUCAUCAGUGUAUCUUCUGUUGUUGUAAAACUAUACAUGUGCUUGUUACAUGAUGAAGAAUUGCUCUCCCCAAUAUCAGUGGAUUGAAAUACAACAUUGAAUAUUUAUGGGUGUACAUAUAUGUAUAGUGAUAUUUUUUCACAACUAAAUGUUUAUUCUUUGUGCCAUUUUGUGUUGGAAAAUCCAAUGGUGUUGAAAUUAUUUUACAUCCUGUUUCUUUUACUGAAAUUGCAAUAUAUCAAAAUUCAUUUGAAUAACUAAACAUAUA